AUGCUAAUCCCCCCCUCCACCACCCAGUUCAACCAGCCCUACAAAAUUCACCAAAUCCCCGUCCCCAAGCACGAUCUCGGCUCACACGACCUCCUCAUCAAAAUUGCCGUCGCCUCCCUCUGCCACACCGACUCGAUGGUUGCAGCAGGCACCUACACGCCACCUCUCCCCUGCACCGCCUCGCACGAAGGCGCCGGCACCGUCGCGCUGCAAAGCUCCUUCCCCUCCGUCGCCGCAGCCGCCUUCCCGCCGGGCACGCGCAUCAUGUGCGGCCUCUACCUGCGCCACUGCGGCGCCUGCGCCGACUGCGCGGCCGGGCAGCCGCAGUACUGCGCCCGCAGCGCCGGCGCCAUCGGCGUGCACACGCACGGCGCCUUCGCCCAGUACGCGCGCGUCGACGCCCGCAACGCCGUGCGCCUGCCCGACAACGUCACUUUUGCGACGGCGGCGCCGUUGGCCUGCGCGGGCUGCACCAUCUACCGCGGGGUGACGGCCGCGGCGGGGUUGGGCGCGGGCGAGUGGCUCUGCCUGGUUGGUGCGGGCGGCGGGCUCGGGCAUUUGGGGGUGCAGUUUGCGAAGGCAAGGGGCCUGCGCGUCGUUGGGGUCGAUGCGCGUGAUGAGGGGUUGGCGCUGGCGAGGGAGGCGGGCGCGGAUGUAGUGGUGGAUGCGCGGGUGGGGAAGGAGAGGGUCGUGGAGGAGGUGCGGAGGGUGACGGGUGGUGGGGGAGCGGACGCGACGGUGACGCUUGCGGAUGCGCAGGGUGCGGCGGCAUUGGCGUGCGCGGUGACGAAGGUGCAUGGGUUGAUGGUGCAGAUUGCGCAGCCGGAUGAGGUUGCCAUACCUUUCCACGAACUUAUCUUUCGUGACAUCAAGAUUCAUGGCUCGCUUAUUUCCUCGCCCAAGGAAGCGCGCGAGAUGAUGAAGGUGGUGUCGGAGAAUGGCAUCUCCGUCAAGACGAACCCGGUUCAGGGCUUGAACGAGAUUCCGAAGCUGCUGGAGCUGGUGCGAAGUGGAAAGAUGGCGGGCAAGGGCAUCGUGAUUGUUGACCCGAAGCAGAUCGAGCACGAGAAGACCAUUGGGGCGACGAUCUAA
Molecule: messenger RNA, 1092 nt
Organism: Lasiodiplodia theobromae
Lineage: Eukaryota; Fungi; Ascomycota; Dothideomycetes; Botryosphaeriales; Botryosphaeriaceae
Product: alcohol dehydrogenase
Exons: 2
Coding region: 1-1092 (363 amino acids)
Molecular function (GO): oxidoreductase activity
Source: RefSeq, a predicted model, not a curated record